Messenger RNA from Nicrophorus vespilloides, 1425 nucleotides. Its product is annotated as serine protease 42-like. Gene Ontology annotation, biological process: proteolysis. Gene Ontology annotation, molecular function: serine-type endopeptidase activity. NCBI's taxonomy places the organism in Eukaryota, Metazoa, Arthropoda, Insecta, Coleoptera, Silphidae. The transcript has 5 exons. The record is from RefSeq and is a predicted model, not a curated record. The coding region runs from base 94 to 1365 and encodes 423 amino acids.
CUCGUGAAACGGUAGUGGGAAUUCAUCAGAUUCACAUUUAGUUUACCUGUGCGCACUGCAGACCACUCAGUGUCGCCUUAAAAGCUACCCAAAAUGAAGUGCGCAUUACUUCUUUUUUCCUUCGUGGCUCUAGUAUGCGGCCAGAAUGAUCCGAUCGGCGAUGCUAUCAAAGAGGUCUUCACGCAAUCCCCGCGUAGUUUCUGGGAUUCCUUGGGCGAAGAAGUAACGACGAAGGCUUUGGAGACCUUAAUGGCCUUGGAGAGAUGCGGCGAAGGCAACGAUCAAGGAGUGCACGCUUGUGUUCCGUACUACAACUGCGAUGGAAAAACGAAAACCAUCAUACAGACCGGUGAAACCGACGGUUUCGGAGUGAUCGACAUCAGGUUCGGAGAGACAAGCUGCGCCCAUCCUUUGGAUAUCUGCUGCGCCAUCCCAACCAACGGAGUUCCAGCCAACGUGACGACUCAAGCACCUGUCGAUCCUAAACAACCGGAGGUCACCUCGCCCGUUCCUCCAAUCACCCCAGGAAAAGGCAACUUCUGCGGCAUCAGAAACCCCAAUGGAAUCGAUUUUAAGAUCACCGGAAAUAACAACAACGAGGCCGAAUACGGGGAAUUCCCAUGGAUGGUUGCCAUUUUGAGAACAAAUCCAGUCAAGGACGAGACUCUGGCCGUCUGCGGAGGUUCAUUGAUUACGCCAAACGUGGUCUUGACAGGAGCUCACUGCGUGCAAAAAUACAAGACAGGAGAUAUCAAAGUGAGGGCUGGUGAAUGGGAUACUCAGACCACGAGAGAAAGGAUCCCGUACCAAGAACGCGCCGUCGCUGAGAUCAUCGUCCACAAGCAGUUCCAUCCUCAAACUCUCUACAACAACGUCGCUCUUUUGAUCUUGGAAGACAACUUCGUGAAGGCGGACAACUUGGGAACGAUUUGCAUGCCACCCCAGGACUUGAAAUUCGACUCUAAGAAUUGCUACGCCACUGGAUGGGGCAAAGAUGUUUUUGGAAAGCAGGGUCAAUUCCAGGUCAUCUUGAAGAAAAUCGAGUUACCCAUUGUUCAGCACGACAAGUGCCAGGAUGCUUUAAGGACUACUAGGUUAGGGAAACUGUUCGAUCUUCACAAAUCGUUCACUUGUGCCGGAGGAGAAGGCAACAAAGAUACAUGCACGGGAGAUGGCGGCAGUCCUUUGGUAUGCCCGGACCCACAAAAUCCAGGACGAUACCUUCAAGCUGGCAUCGUUUCCUGGGGCAUCGGAUGUGGCACCGAGAAUGUUCCCGGCGUCUACGCUGAUGUCGCCCAAUACAGAAAUUGGAUAGACGCUGAAAUGAAGAAACAGAAUUUAGACACUAUGCCAUACAGCAUCUAAUUAAUGAAAAUGUGAUAUAAACAAAUGAAAUACCGAAUAUAUUUUUUGACUGAGCUCUAA